UUCCUCAUUGGUUUUGCAAUCCAAGGUAAGCAUGGCGGAAGCUACAACAACAGCGGGCCCCGAGCAAACACGUAAAACAUCGCCGGGACCUGUGCCAUUUGACUUUUCCCAGCCUCCGAUUAUCGAAGGCUUCAACCCUUUGCCGAGGCUCAAAGAUGAGACAUUCAAAGAGAAGUUCAUUAGGAAAACCAAGGAGAACCCAUUCGUCCCAAUAGGGUGUUUGGGAACAGCUGGAGCGCUGAUUUAUGGUCUCCGUGCCUUCCAUCAAGGGAAAACCAGACAGUCCCAGCUGCUGAUGAGGGGACGUAUCCUUGCUCAGGGCUUCACCGUAGUUGCCAUCGUUGUCGGUGUCUUCGCCACAGCCCUGAAACCCAAGCAAUGAAGACGGACCAAUCCCAUAGAUCUGCCAUCGGCCCCCAGUUCAACUUUGGGAAUCAGACCAGAUCAAACUUGGAAUUGGACUGACCUUACUGUCUGUAUGAACUGAAUAAUGUAUUAUGUCUCCAGCAUUGUUAAGAUACUUAUAUUAAAGCCAACACUAUUUAUUGUGGUUUGAAAACUGAAUUGCUCAUGAUGGUAAAAUAUUUUGCAACAACAAAGUACAAUCAGCUCCUUACCAAGUAAGAAAGCUGUAUUUCACUUUGAGUGUUCUAUGAAAGUAGUGAGACAAAAUGCUGAUAAAUAUAAAUUUGAUGCUUCUUUCUCUUCAGGAGGGAUUUCAGAUGUUCUCAUAUUGUCACUGAAAUGAUCUACGUAACACCUAAUAUAAAUUAUAAGUUGAA
Molecule: messenger RNA, 782 nt
Organism: Dicentrarchus labrax (European seabass)
Lineage: Eukaryota; Metazoa; Chordata; Actinopteri; Moronidae
Gene: higd2a
Product: HIG1 hypoxia inducible domain family, member 2A
Exons: 2
Coding region: 32-382 (116 amino acids)
Biological process (GO): mitochondrial respirasome assembly
Cellular component (GO): mitochondrion
Source: RefSeq, a predicted model, not a curated record